Messenger RNA from Alnus glutinosa, 4550 nucleotides. Its product is annotated as mediator of RNA polymerase II transcription subunit 33B. The record is from RefSeq and is a predicted model, not a curated record. Gene Ontology annotation, biological process: regulation of phenylpropanoid metabolic process. The transcript is spliced from 12 exons. NCBI's taxonomy places the organism in Eukaryota, Viridiplantae, Streptophyta, Magnoliopsida, Fagales, Betulaceae. Bases 324 to 4310 code for a protein of 1328 amino acids. Gene Ontology annotation, cellular component: mediator complex.
UUCGGAGACGCACCAUUCUCGUAUUACCGAAGAAUAAAGAGCCCCACAAAGUUAAUUGGAAGACGGAACCGAUCCCUGACAAUGACAUCCGACAUAGUUGAUGUCAAGUGACGCUGAUUCAGCCGAAUCCCAUGUUCUUUUCUGUUCCCUAGAGUUUCUAAGCACAAGUCGUCUUUACUGUUUACAGUCAAUCGGAGCAGCUUUCACGCAUAAAUAUGAGUAGUCCCACGUCGCGCCUCCGAAGUCUCAAUGAAGCUUUGAAAAGGAACUGACUUUUGGGAUUAGAGGAAGAAUUAUAAGUAGAAGUAGAAAAGAAGGAUCGGAUGGUGAUGGGGGUGUCUGUGGAAUCAAGUGAGCUGUGGGAGGGGGUGCUGGAGCUGACCAAGACGGCGCAGGACAACAACAGCGACGCGCUUUUCUGGGCGGUGCAGCUAAGCGCCAGCCUGAGCGCGGCCGGGGUGGGCCUGCCCUCGGUGGAGCUGGCCCAUCUCCUGGUCUCGCACAUCUGCUUCGGAAAUCACGUGCCCAUCACGUGGAAGUUCCUCGACAAGGCCCUGGCCGUCAAGAUCGCCCCUCCCAUGCUCGUCCUCUCCCUCCUCUCCAUCAGGGUCAUUCCAAAUCGGCAAAACCAGCCUGGAGCAUAUAGACUAUAUAUGGAACUCCUCAAGCGACAUGCAUUUUCAUUUGCAUCUCCAAUCUAUGGUCCAAAUUAUCAAAAGAUCAUGAAAUCCAUUGAUGAUGUUCUUCAUCUUUCCCAGAUAUAUGGCCUUCAAGUGUGUGAGCCUGGGGUGCUUCUUGUUGAAUUUGUCUUUUCAGUUGUAUGGCAGUUACUUGAUGCAUCUUUAGAUGAUGAAGGGUUGCUGGAACAUACCCCAGAAAAGAAGUCUAGAUGGCCAACCAGGUCACAAGAUAUGGAUAUAGAAGGUCAUGAUAGCUUUAGUGAGAAGAGAGCAGAUCACAAUGAAGGGCUGCAGAAAGUAAAUACUGCAAUGGCUAUUGAGAUAAUUGGAGAGCUUUUGCUAAACAAAGUGACUUCAAGGAUUCUAUACUUGGCACGUCAAAACAUGCCAUCACAUUGGGGAGGUUUCAUUCAGCGAAUGCAACUGCUUGCAGCAAAUUCAGCGGUCUUGCGGAAUUCAAAACACAUAACUCCAGAGACCCUUCUGCAGUUGACAUCUGACACUCGUAAAGUUCUGUCUCGAGAAUGCAAAACAAUGUCAGGGAAAGAGUUUCAUGCUGUCAUGGCUUCUGGGUCUCUGAUAUCAUCUGCUAAUCAAUUGCAUGGGAUUGGUUGGUCUGCACUUUGGCUCCCUAUUGAUCUGUUUCUGGAAGAUGCUAUGGAUGGAUCACAAGUGGCAGCAACUAGUGCUGUUGAAAUUCUUACUGGUUUAGUAAAGGCUCUGCAGGCUGUUAAUGGUACCGCAUGGCACAAUACAUUCUUAGGUUUAUGGAUUGCAGCUCUACGACUGGUGCAAAGGGAGAGGGAUCUCUGUGAGGGUCCUGUGCCUCGCCUAGAUACUUGCAUGUGCAUGUUAUUGUCUAUUACAACACUUACAGUUGCUAAUUUUAUUGAGGAAGAGGAAAGUGAACUGAUUGAUGAAACCGAACACAGCCCUACCAAUCAAAGCAAAGAAAAACCUGGAAGGCGUCGCAAGGAUUUAGUUACCAGCUUGCAGUUAAUAGGUGAUUAUGAGGGGUUGUUGACAGUACCUCAGGCUGUUAGUUUGGUAGCUAAUCAGGCUGCUGCCAAAGCAAUAAUGUACGUUUCAGGCCUUCCAGUUGGUAAUGGGUACUACGAAUCUGUGAGCAUGAAUGACAUGCCAAUGAACUGUUCUGGAAACAUGCGGCAUCUGAUUGUUGAGGCUUGUAUUGCCAGGAAUCUACUGGACACAUCGGCAUAUCUCUGGCCAGGUUAUGUCAAUGUUGCACGGAGCAACCAAGUUCCUCAUAGUGUUCCUGCGCAAGCGUCUGGUUGGUCAUCAUUGAUGAAGGGGUCCCCUCUAACUCCAUCAUUGAUAAAUGCUUUGGUUGCCACCCCAGCUUCUAGCUUAGCAGAACUCGAGAAAAUAUAUGAGAUUGCAGUCAAUGGUUCUGACGACGAGAAGAUAUCUGCUGCUACCAUUCUCUGUGGGGCAUCUCUGGUUCGUGGUUGGAAUGUACAGGAGCACACCAUUUUUUUUAUUAUGAGAUUGCUAUUGCCUCCGGUCCCUGCAGAUUACUCUGGGAGUGAUAGCCAUUUGAUCAGCUGUGCUUCAUUUUUGAAUGUCCUUCUUGUUGCAAUAUCAGCUGUGGACUGUGUUCAGAUUUUCUCCUUACAUGGCUUGGUUCCAUUGCUUGCAGGUGCAUUGAUGCCCAUCUGUGAGGUUUUUGGGUCUUGCAUACCCAAUGUGUCAUGGGCUCUCACAACAGGGGAGGAACUCUCUUGUCAUGCAGUGUUCUGCAAUGCAUUUACACUUCUGCUGAAGUUAUGGAGGUUUGAUCAGCCACCUGUUGAGCAUGUGAUGGGAGAUGCACCACCAAUUGCUUCCCAGCUAAGUCCUGAAUACCUCUUAUUGGUUCGGAACUCACAAUUAUCAUCCUUUGGAACAUUACCUAGGGAUCCGAUGAAAAGCAGAAGACAUUCCAGAUUGUUAAGUUCUUCUAGAGAACCUAUAUUUAUGGAUUCCUUUCCAAAAUUAAAACUCUGGUACCGGCAGCAUCAACAAUGUAUGGCUUCCAUCCUCUCUGGUCUUGCACCUGGGACCCCUGUUCAUAAGAUUGUUGAUACACUCCUCGAUUUGAUGUUCCGAAAAAUAAAUAGAGGUGGUCAGCCUUUAACUCAAACUUCAGGAAGCAGUAAUUCGUCGGGAUCUGGGGCUCAAGAUGCCUAUAUUCGACUCAAAGUGCCUGCAUGGGAUAUCCUGGAGGCAACUCCCUUUGUGCUUGACGCUGCUCUUACGGCCUGUGCCCAUGGAAGACUCUCUCCCCGUGAACUUGCUACAGGAGUCAAAGAUCUUGCUGAUUUUCUUCCGGCAACUUUGGCUACCAUUCUAAGCUACUUUUCCGCUGAAGUAACACGAGGCAUAUGGAAGCCAGCUUUUAUGAAUGGAACUGAUUGGCCAAGCCCUGCUGCAAACUUAUCCAUUGUUGAGCAACAGAUUAAGAAAAUCUUAGCUGCCACUGGUGUUGAUGUCCCAAGCCUUGCCGUAGGUGGGAGCUCUCCAGCUACGCUUCCUUUACCACUAGCUGCCCUAGUAAGCCUCACAAUUACUUAUAAAUUUGAUAAAGCCACCGAACGCUUCCUCCACAUGAUUGGCCCAGCCUUGAAUUCCCUUGCUUCUGGUUGCCCCUGGCCAUGCAUGCCCAUCAUAGCCUCUUUGUGGGCCCAGAAGAUAAAGCGUUGGAGCGAUUUCUUUGUGUUCUCAGCUUCGCAUACUGUUUUCCACCAUAACAGUGAUGCUGUGGUCCAGCUUCUUAAAACCUGCUUCACAUCCACUCUUGGGCUAAGUUCUUCCCACAUUUACAGCAAUGGUGGUGUGGGUGCCCUCCUUGGCCAUGGCUCUGGCCCCCAAUUCUCUGGUGGGAUGACUCCAGUAGCCCCUGGAAUUCUUUACUUAAGAGUGCAUCGGUCUAUCAGAGACGUUAUGUUCAUGACAGAAGAAAUUGUCUCUCUGCUAAUGCUUUCUGUUAGAGAUAUUGCAAGUAGUGGGUUGCCUAAAGAUAAAGUGGAGAAAUUGAAGAAGACCAAGUAUGGUUUGAGAUACGGGCAGGUUUCCCUUGCUGCAGCAAUGAUGCGUGUCAAGCUUGCUGCUUCACUUGGGGCUUCAUUGGUUUGGAUAUCUGGUGGAUCAGGUUUGAUUCAAUCUUUGAUCAGAGAAACCCUACCUUCUUGGUUUCUGUCGGUCCAUGUGUUAGGGCAGGAAGUUGGAGAAUCUGGGGGUAUGAUUUCUAUGCUGGGGGGUUAUGCUCUUGCAUACUUUGUGCUGCUUUGUGGGGCAUUUGCUUGGGGAGUUGACUCGGUAUCACCAGCAUCGAAACGACGGCCAAAGAUUCUUGGGGCCCACUUAGAAUUUCUUGCAAGCGCACUAGAUGGAAAAAUAUCUCUUGGUUGUGAUUGUGCCACUUGGCAGGCAUAUGUAUCAGGGUUUGUGAGCUUGAUGGUGGGUUGCACACCAAUGUGGGUGCUGGAGGUGGAUGUGGAUGUCUUGAAGAGGCUGAGUAAAGGAUUAAGGCAGUGGAACGAGGAGGAAUUGGCUCUGGCGCUGCUGGGACUUGGAGGGGUUGGUGCAAUGGGUGCAGCAGCUGAAUUGAUUAUUGAAAGAGAGUUUUAACCUAACCGUGCCAUAAGCAUGUCCAAAAAAUGCCUGAUUGAUGUUGUGUGUUUUUGUAUCUUUAACACUAUAAUAGGUAGACAGGCCUCGACGCAUGUUCAUUAGAAUAAAUCUAAUUAGAACUAUAGAGCUUUCUGUACAAUCAUAGCUCUGUGUAAAUCAUCUCAAACAGGUAGUAAAGAAGAAUAGAGAUUUCCUCCUCUACAUUGGUUUGAAGAAUUUUCAUGCUUAUUUUGAUUA